Messenger RNA from Sesamum indicum (sesame), 1807 nucleotides. RefSeq lists its product as uncharacterized. Lineage: Eukaryota; Viridiplantae; Streptophyta; Magnoliopsida; Lamiales; Pedaliaceae. The record is from RefSeq and is a predicted model, not a curated record.
UGAAUGUAUGUAGAGGUGUGUUUAUAUUAUUUGUUUUUGUAACCGUCUUCUCUUCUACCUCCACUGCUCCUUCUCUGCAACCCCAUUCUCUUUUCUCUCUCUACAAUCACAAAUUGCUUUCUCUCUCAGCUUUGUUCAUUCUCUCUCUCUCUCUUCAGAAACCCUCGCCGUGGAAACAACCACACUCAUUACAUACGCACAUACAUAUACUUGUUCGGCCCGUUUGGAUUCACUGUUGUUCAGAUGAAACUCCGGCGCCGAUCACGGCUCAGAUAGUUCCUUUUUUUCUCUGUCGCUGUUGAGGAGUUUUUUUUUUAGUUGAAUUUGACGGUGCCGUUUUGAAGAGCUUUGAUUGCUAUGGCGUCUACAGUUCCGGCGAAGUCUCAGCCGCUACACAAUUUCGACCUGCCGCAUCUCAAAUGGAAUAAGGACGGAAACUCCAGCGGCCCCCACCAACGCCGCCGCUCCAUCAAGUCGCCGUCACGGAGGCCGAAUACGUCCUCCCCCUCUCCUAUCCGCCAGUCGCCGUUGCGGGACUCUGUUUCAGCGACGCCACCGCGCCUUCAGUCUCCGUUGCCGGACUCUUCCGCGCUUUCAUCCCGUGAAUCUCCGGUUCACGGGGAUUACUCGAUGAAACAGUCUCCGAUUCGUGGAGAAUCAUCUAAACCGUCUCCGAUUCGGGAGUGUGUGAAACAAUCGCUGACUGGUGGUGACUCCGAGAGGCAGCCGUUGCUUAAUCGCGAUGCUGUGCGGCAAUUUAUUAGGCGGGAUGUGGUGUUGGAGACGGAGUAUUUGAAGAAUGGUAAAGGUUCUUUGAUUGAGUACCGGAGAAAUCAUUCUAAGGGUUCCGCUUUUGAUAGCAUAAGGAAUGAGGUCUUUUCAUCGAACUCUGAGCAAGCUAAGGAGAAACUCGACAAGAAAUCUAAGGGAAAGGAUGUUGAUGAAGCCGGAAGUAAGAGAUCGAAAAUCUUGAUUAAAAUUCCUUGCAAGAACAAUAAACUAGAGGAAGAGAGUCCACAGGAAGAGCCCCCCAAUAUUGACAAUAAUGAUGGGCAUGAUGAAACUGAUGAGGUGCAGGAAGAUGGAAAGACUAAUAACACCAUUGAUGAGGAAACUAAGACAUGGAAUCUGAGGCCACGAAAGCCCCUACGAAAGUCACAGAAUGUAGCUGGAGUUGCAGAGAAAGGUAGUGUUUCUGCGCUGCCUGAAAAGAAUAAAGCUCAUUCAACCUUGAUCAAUGCAAAUAAACCAGGGGAAAAGGAAGGGAAUUGCAGCGGCGGUAGUGAGAAGAAGGAGAAGAGAAAGCUCAGCAUUUCAAUUGCGCUAUCAAAAGAUGAAAUUGAGGAGGAUAUCUUCAUUCUGACUGGAUCAAAGCCAGUGAGGAGGCCUAAGAAGAGAGCAAAGAACAUACAGAAACAACUGGAUUUUGCGUUUCCUGGAUUGUGGUUGGUAUCAAUAACUCCUGAAUCGUACAAAGUAUCUGAAAAUUCUCUGAAGGGUUAGAUGCAAUCAACAGAAGAUGAUUAUUCACUUCAAAUAUGUUCACUGAAAGGUGUAAGGUGCUGCGUUUCCAAUUUAUUGUUAUGGCAUUUGGAGUUAUAAUCUGCAGUAACUUGUAAAGCUGAAAGGAAGAAUAAGUUUUUGGUUAGGGUUAUUCGACAUUUCUUUUUACUUUUAUUUCAUGCUGAUCUCAUAGCACUAAGAGAACUUUAGGUUUCUAAUUAUCAGUAAUGGCAGCUGUAAAUAUGGACCUCUACCUUUAAGAUUUUCAUUUUGACUAUGCAUUUGGUGUUCUUUUACCUUUUUA